GGGGGCGUCCUGGCUGGCCUCGGAGUGCGCAGGCGUCCGAGCAGCCCCUGCAGGGGGAUGCCCGGGGCCUUAUUUUGACGCUUGUAUAUACGCGCUGUCGUUGUAAAAAACAAACAAACAAACAAUCCCCCAAAAAACCUUAUUGAAAAGACAACCGUUUUGGUUAAACUCUGAAUCAGGCUCUUUAUUUGGAACCUACUGCGGUUUUAGAAUGGGAAAUAGGCUGCCUACUUCUAUAGAAUUGUCUAGUGAUGCUGCUGUGAAUCAAAUACAGGAGAUUAUUUCAGACAACUGUGUUGUGAUUUUCUCUAAAACAACAUGCUUCUACUGCAAAAUGGCAAAAAAACUUUUUGAGGGUAUGAAUGUAAAUUACACAGCUGUAGAACUUGAUGUGAAUAAAAACGGAAGUCAGUUCCAAGACGUUCUUGAGCAGAUGACUGGUGGCAGAACAGUCCCGAGGGUGUUUGUCAAUGGGACUUUUGUUGGAGGUGCUACAGAUACUCAAAGGCUUCACGAGGAAGGCAAGCUGCUUCCAUUAGUUCAUCAAUGUCAAAUGAGAAGAAAAUUCUGAACAGCCAUCUAGCCUAGCUUAGUCUUGUUUUUAGCCUUCUGCACAGCUGGAAUUUCAGACCAGUUAAAAGAUCACAAAGGUAUACUGCAAAGGUAUACAACAUCAGCUGAACGUAACAGGACGUCAAGACAUGGCUUUCUGAACCACAGAUCAUUUUCUGACACUUCAUGGGCUUGGCAAAUUAUUUGGUCUCCUUGCCUCAGCUUUACGACAACCAAAAUAGUGAUAAAAACCAUCAUCUACCUCUUGGGGCUCUUAAGUGAUGCUGUCUCAUAGCUGAUGUCUUUUAUCGCUAUUACAUCCUGAUACUAUGCUUUGGAGAAGUACAGAUUUAUGUGUUAGAAAAAUACUAUACCAGUGCAUGUGAAAUGGGUGAUAAUGAGACCUGCAUUGCUGUUUCCUACAAAACUUCCCUUGAAGACUUUCUCCACAACGCUGGAAAGUUUUGAAGAAUCCUGUAUUUUAUGCUGCAAAUUAAUUUGCUAAUUUUGUUUCAACAUAGUUACAAGAAAUGGUCAAAGUUCAGUUUAAUAGUUCCUUUAAAUUUAUUUCUCCUCUGAAUAUCGAAUGGGUCAUCGUGAAGAAAGUACAAAGCAAAACAAGUUUGUAGUGAUGUUACUAUAUGUAAAGCCUGGUAUUAUUUUAUUCUAUGUCCUAGUUUAGAAUCUUCUACUAAAAGCAGUGUCUACAGUUAAACUUCUGAUGUUUUCAGGGGCAUAUGUAUAUUUUAAAUAGUAAUGGAAAUACCUGUGUUUACUCGAAUUAAAUUGUAGUUCUACAAACUUGCCAUGAGCCAUUGUGCUGUAUUUAAAUUAUGGAAAUAAGCUAUUGCAAAUAUGGAAUUAGUCAGUGAGUGGCAUAUGAAGUGCUUCAGUCAUCUGUUUUAAUAGAGGAGGAUGGUAUUAUGGGAGAUAAGUUUACUUUUCUCUUUUACAUUCAUUGUUUAUAAAGUAAGUGCAAAGUUACAGUAACUUUUAAGUGGUGCAUCUGAUAACUCCAUCAUUAAACUUUUUAUGGAGUUGA
Dromaius novaehollandiae (emu) is the source of this 1594-nucleotide messenger RNA. It is a transcript of the gene GLRX2, whose product is annotated as glutaredoxin 2. Gene Ontology annotation, cellular component: mitochondrion. The transcript has 4 exons. NCBI's taxonomy places the organism in Eukaryota, Metazoa, Chordata, Aves, Casuariiformes, Dromaiidae. The record is from RefSeq and is a predicted model, not a curated record. Gene Ontology annotation, molecular function: protein-disulfide reductase activity. The coding region runs from base 212 to 571 and encodes 119 amino acids.